Molecule: messenger RNA, 5001 nt
Organism: Ruditapes philippinarum (Manila clam)
Lineage: Eukaryota; Metazoa; Mollusca; Bivalvia; Venerida; Veneridae
Product: type-2 histone deacetylase 1-like
Exons: 2
Coding region: 617-2092 (491 amino acids)
Source: RefSeq, a predicted model, not a curated record
GAAAGCUGAAAGACCAUGCAAAUAUUUUCUAUAGUUUUAUUUUUUUCAACGUGAACAUAAAACAAAAAAUGAUUAAAUAUGUUAAUAAAUAAAUACAGAAAGGCGGGGCGAGACAGUAGAAAAAAUAUAGCAUGCCAAUAGGAGCAUGUCUAUAAAUGGCACAAGCAGGACACGUAUACCUCAAGUGUAUUAUUUAAGUGUCUUCUUACUGACGUAUGAAGACACUUUUUGAAUAGGUAUAGUCGUAUGACUAACUAAUCAUGUGAGAAGUUUAGUGAAAAUACCGGAGGCGCUGUUCAUUUAAUUGAUUAAAAAUUCAAAAAUUAAGUCGGGACAUAUAAAUUGCUGGUAAACUUACAUGUUUUCAUUAAUGAGUGAACAGAAAGUUAACAUUUACAGCUUCACGGUACUUGACAAGAUUUUUCAACAAUAAAGUUUACUAACGUAAUAAGCUGGAUUUUUUAAUGGCUAUAUUUUGUCUCACAUUUAUUGAUUCGAUAUUUCUAAACAAUAUGCAUUGUAAACGUGACUGUGUAUCGAGUCGAAAUGUGUUUUGAAUUAUUUUGUGAAAAACAACGACGGAAAAACUUCGGUGGAAUAUAUUAGCCAAUUAGUAAUGUCGGGGACCGAAGCUGAACCGUUGUUUGCCCUGUUGGAGCUCAUGCUCCGGACCUUUACGGCAAAUACAGGGCCUAAAAUAAAACCAGGCGGGCAUCCGGAAGAUAUCUUUGUAUGUUUGAAUGAUGAAGAAAAGGAGGAAAUAGAAUGCAGACUAUGCUACCGAAUCCUAAAAGAUGUUCGCCAGUGUCAAAACAAACAUGCAUUUUGUUAUUCUUGUAUUUUCGUCUGGUCUACCAGUGGAAAUCCAAUCAACCGCAGCCUAUGUCCUGUGUGCAGCGUCGAGGGACUAUAUGUUAGAAACACUGCAUUAGAUGAAAGAAUAAAUGCCAAAAUAGUAAAAUGUUCUAAGAACAAAUGUAAAUGGAACGGCCCACUUGAAGGUCUAUCUUCACAUCAACACACGAAAUAUUCAGAAGACACUCGUGUGUCAUCAACAGAACUUCCGGUUGUUGCAAAUAGUCCUGCACCAACGCCGGUGUCUAAUUCAAGGAGCCGCUCACGCGCAGGUUCUUCACAAAUAUCAUCUACGCCAUCAUCGCAGACAUCAGUUAAUUCUAGACCAAAUGCCCAGAGGCAGCUUUUAGGAACACAAUCCUUGAAUAAUAGCAACAAUGCACAAACAAACAGCAGGACCAGUCAACGUGCCAAUGGACAAACAACAACGCGCUCAAGAACGCGUAGCAGACACCGCCAAAAUACUUCUCCGCACCAACGUCGGUCAAACAUUUCGGCUACAGGUCUGACUAAUCGGCUUACAUCUCGCGCAAGAAUACAAAACAAUGGAACAAUAGACAAAAGAACAAUGAAUGGCCAAUCAACAACGCGUAAUUUAGUUUCUACAGCAGACGAAAACCAAAAUCCUGUUGUAGAGCAAGCAACAACGGAAACAGUACAUGUUCCACACCCACCGACGACACCCCGCUCCUCAACAAUCACUCCGCGUCCUUCACAAACACCCCGGCGUCUACCAACGUUACCAAACUUGCUACCUCUCAACAGUAGCAGCAGCAAAAGUAACAACAACAACAACAAUGAUAAUUCCAACAGUGCCACUAACAGUCAAACCACAAAUACAGAUAAUAACAAUAAUUUAAGACCUACAGUGCCUUCAUCUUUUAAUGACAUUGCUGAGACCCAACGUCGAUUCACUCUUAAAGCGUCGUCCAUUCGGCGACCAUCUCAGCCGCGCUCUUUCGGGAUAAUUCGCGAACGGUUAAAUGAAAGUCGCCAACGUUUGGACAGACUUAUGAACGUGUUUUCAGUAGAACUUGACAGAGGGCACCAAGAUCCGACUUCAUUCCAAGAAGAACGCGAACGCAGACGACAGGAGCAGUUGGCGGAGGUUCGUGACCUCGGCAGACGACUAACACAAGUUGCGACAGAAUUGCGCGGACUGUUGUCGCAGAGACGCCAAAUAAGAACUCAGAUGGACAAUCUCUUAGAAUCUGCAUCAGACGAUCAGGAUGAAUGAGUUGUGUGACCUGUGAUAUAAUGACUAUUACAUUACAAGAAUUAUUAUUAGUUAAAGCUGUAAAAAGAUAAAAGAAAACAAAUGUUGCUCCAACUCGUUCUACUUUCUAAGAAAGUAGACUUACGGUGAGAUCUUUUUAAAUAUAAAUUUGUCAUCACACAUACAUUGGUAUCUUAUGUAAAGCUUUCAUCUGGCAAGAAUGUAAAAUUCCAGGUGUAUACGAGCUAAAUAUCAAUCUUACAAUUUUCAUGAAUAUCAUUUGUUUUUUAUUUAUUUCAUUUUUGGUUAAGAAAAAUGUAAUUUUAAUCAGUAUAAGUAUAAAAAGUACCAGUCAACAGCCGCAAAUUUAGUUUUAGUUUUAGUUCUAAAACAGUGUUAAUAUUGUUGAUAAUAAUAUUGACUAUACCUCUGGUCGUUAGAAAAUAAGGAACUAAGCUCGUUCAUUAUGGGUAAAAAAAAUCUUUAUUAAUGUUAUUUUACAUUGUACAAAAAGUACAUUCCUUUCCUUUUCAAUAUAGAUUGAUAUUAUUGUAACUUCAAGGACAUACAUAAUUAUUAUAACAUUACAUUUUCUAUGUAUAUCCUUUGUAUGGGUCGCAAAAUAUGUUUUGUUUACAGUUAUAUAGUUCAGACAAAUUACUUUUUGUGCAGCCGGCUGGUUAAAUCUUGAAUAAUCGACGAAUGGGAUAUGAUAUUUACUUUCUUUAUCGCUCGUUGAUCAAUAAUAUCGUCUCUAUGAUAAGUGUUGUAAAGCGUUUUGUUGAAAUUACAACACAUUAUGCCUGUAUUGUUUACAUAGCUUGAAAAUUAAUUAUUCUCUCCAUGGUUGCGUCAUCAACUGAUAAAUGCACAUUUUUUUUAAAUAAUGUAAACACUCGUUAUUAAAAAUACAUGAAAUUAUGAAAUUUAAAAGAUCAGGAUUUUUAGCUUAUAGUGCUUUAAUCAAUAAGUAUAGAGUAUUUUUUUCAUACUAAUGUAAACAGUAACACAUAUUGUAUUUAAAAAAAAAUAUGUACAUGUAUGUAAUUUGAUUCGAAACGAACCGGAAUUUAUCUUUUAUGUAUUUGUUUUACGCAGACCCUAUUUACGUUUUUGAUUAUAUAAAUCCAUCAUUAAACUAAAUUUUGGAAUUAAGUACAGAUGUACUGUAAUUUGGCACUUUGUAUGGAAUUUAAAUACCAUUUUGUUUACAUUUCACUACUUUUAUGAAAAAAUUAUUUCACAUUCAGCCUGAUAAUCGUAAUCUGUUAUUGUAAAGAGUAUUUCUGAAAAUCAAUGUGCCUUAAAUUGAAAAAAAAAAAAAACAACAAACAACAGAAAGAGUAUACAGCAAUUUUAGGACACGACAAUUGUCUCAGAAUGAAAAGGGUUAAAAAAGUAAAUUUGUAAAUAUGAUAUAAAAUACUUGCACAUUUUAGUGUUACUCUUGCACAUUUUAGUGUUACUCUGUUUCAAUUUUAGAUUUAAUUUUGUAUUGAAAUUUGUCGUCUGUUGUAAUUUUUCAGAAUCCAGUAAAUCAUACUGUUUCAAAACGUAACUUAAAUGCGAGGGGGGAAAGAACAUUGGUUUAACAAGUCCUUCCUCAAAUUAAGGUGCCGGAUGACCAAGGCCCAUAUAAAGUUUUUUGUUUGUUUCCAUGUAAACAUUGUAUUGUCCAAUCAUGGCUUUCCAUUUGGUUACGCAAUUACUAUGACAUAAUAUUAUUAUAAGAUGACAUUUUAACAUUUAUUUCUUGAAAGUAAAGGGGUCUGAAUCGCGUUUGUCACUGUAUUACGAGAUACAUACAUGCUAUAGCAAUGAACAUUUUUUUAUUUUUGGUUCAGAGGUAUGGAUAAUAAAAAAACAUUUUGAAUUUGUAUCAGUACACUAAAAACAAUUUUAGAUAAAUUAUAAAAGUGGCAUUUUUGUGGUGAUUAAUGGGCCUUUAAAAGUGCUCUAUAUUUCGGUUAUUAUUGUUUAACAUGCUUUAGAGGUAUUAUCUAUUAACACUGCAAUUGUUAUUGGUUAUGCAUUUUAUAUAAAUGUUUAGUUUUACCACAAGGUCCGACCUUUUCAUCAUCAGGGAGUGUGAUUUUUUCUAUGGACAUUUUAUCAUCUCAGGAAACUGUUCCCUUCUUGACAUCAAAAAUUGAGUGCAUAGUCAUUGACCAAUAUGUGCCAUGAAUUAAUUCUUGCUGCUAGUAUAUGGUUUCAAUUUAACACAUAUAGUCUCAUUAUGAAUAUAGGCCUACUAAAUGUUAAAGAAAUUCCACUUAAGUACAAAAGCCUGAAAAUGUAAAAAUUUAUUUUCUUACAUUGAUCAUCAGCAUGGGGCAGUUUUAAACAGAAAGACAUACAAAAAAGAUAAUUAAGAAACAUAUACAUAUAUACUCGGAAUUAAGUUGAAAAUCGUAUUGUGUCUUUUCUUAGCACGAUUUUAGGGAAAAACGUUGUAGCGCUUAUCAAUUUCUGGCACUAUAAAAUUUCAAUUUCUCACAAUUUAAAUAAUUAUUCUGGAAAAAAAGAGUGGCUGAACGAUCACAUGUUAGUGGUCUAGACCGACAUCAAGUUAAAUAUUAGACCGCUAAUCUUGAAAAAAAAUAUUUCCAGUCCCGUCAUGUCAAAAAAAACUUCUUUGGGGUUCCUUUAAUAUUGGAUUAUUAGAAUAUACAUUCAGGUUGUGUUUAUGUGUGAUAAAUUUCGAAUACUCGUUAAGUAAAGUCACUGCUGAUCUGUUAAAAGUAUUUGAAUAAGGUAGCCUCCCCUUAAUAAUACAGAUGGUGAUAAAUUAUAAAGGAAGGUAAUUUAUGUUAAUUAUCUUGUAUAUUUUCUGUGAUAUUUAUCUAAUCGUUCAAAUUUGCACAUUUCUUUUUUGUUGUCACUUUGGCUAUAUAUAGAAAUUGUGAAAUAAAAUAUUUCAUAAAUAAUUA